AACUACAGUGAUUUUUAAAAUAAAACCUAAAUACAGAAUUCUGUCUACUAUCUGUUUCAAAGGAAGACUAAUGAAUAAAUGUAGGCAUUGUAGUUCAGUGAAUCUUUCUAUGCAUAAAGCUAUUGGAUUAAGAAAUUAACACAUCGAUAUCAGAUUGGUUGGCAUAUGAAAGUCUGCUUAGAGUUUUAUAAUAUUUGUCUUCUAAAAGCUGUGCAUUUUACUUUGUAGAACUGACUUUAGGAAAUAACUAAAGUCAUUUAUAAGGUGGGAAGCUUUCACAGUUGGCCUUUAAACACCUGACUUUGGGGGGAGAAAAAAAGAAAAAGAACAGGAAAAAGUUCUGAGUCUUAGAUCUUUACCUUAGAGUAUGUGUUAACUUAGAUCUUUCUGUAGACUUAUCCUGGCAAAAUAGCAAAGGAAGUUCUAUCUUUGAUUCAAUCAUCUAAGCUGGUUUCCAUGCUUGUCACACCCACUGCGUAAAUACUGACUUCUGUCCUGGUGGGUAUGACAUGCUCUUAAUCCUUUGAUCCUCCCCUUUUAGAAUGUACUCAGACCAUUCUGGUCUCUAGAGGCUCUGAUCUCUAUUCAGCAGCUCAUUAACUAAUCUUUUCUGAAGUGAUGGCUUUCGGAGAUGACAAGUCUUUCUUCCACCUCUCUUUCCCAAUAAGCAGGGAACAUGGGUACCAUGGCCUGGCUGAAAUGCCAGGUCCUGGGAAGCUUGGCCAGUGCAGAAUUCAGAGCUCAGGAAGAUGAUCUAGCAAGCAACAUUUUGGGGAGAAAUAAACAUCAAUGAACCUGGAUUAUUUCUUUACAAGGACUAGGCAGAGAGGAGAAUCCAGGUGUGGAGCAAUGGGAAAAGCAGAGAAAAACCUGAGGGAUGGAAAUGGAAGACUAGAGGUGGAAGUCCUUGAGUGGGCCAUUGAUUCAACAUCAGGUUUUUAUAGAGCGCCAACUGUGGCUAGGGAGAGAACUCUUAAGGGCGAAAACUACUUGCGCACUUCUUAACCUGCUUCAGGUCCCCAUACGGAAUGGCGUUUUAGCACCAUUUGCCAUAUUGCUGUUGGUUAAGAGGAAAUUUUGCUGCCCAAGGUAAAACAAGAGGUAAGCAGUAGGCUAGUGGAAGCCUGGUGAUGAGCUGGAGACUGGGUGGGGAGGGGGUAGAGUGUUUCCUAAGAGGACCAGGACAGGAAUUAAGCUAAGACAGGUUCAUAAACUUCCAAUUUGGAGAGGUUAAUCCUCCUUGAAUUUGAUGUGUCUGUGAGUGGCAUUUGUCAGAACUGAGUGUGCCCAUAUUGUGCUGGAUAACGUAGUGUAAUGCCCAAGAAUAGCAUUAAUUUCAUUAGUUAUAUUUCCUCAUUACAAUUUUUUUCUCUACCAUCUGCAUUUCCUCCUCUUACCCCUUGCAGGUUCCCACAAUCACCUCUUGUAAAACCCUUUGCCCACCCCUCGUGGUCUCUUUUGUUCUCACAACCAUGGGAACCCUGUUCCUGUCCUCCAAACAGAGCUUGGCGGCUUUUACUGAAAACACUUGAUUUUUUGUUUUUGUGAGAUUUUUUUGUUUUGUUUUUUUCCCUUCAAAUGUUAAGGUUAAAGUCCCCACCCCCACCCCAAACAGUGUUUUGUAAUUAGAAAUUGCCUUUAGUUUCCCAUGCUCUUGUUUUAUAUCUCAUGUAUCUUUUAGGCUACUUGAACUCACACCUGUCUUGCGUUGGGUCAGCUCAGAGUCUCAAAUAGACUAAGAAAAAAGUGGCCUUAGAUAAUGUCAUUUAAAAAAGGAAAAAUUGUCUUACGAUAUUCACAUAUUCUACCUUGUGACUGGCUGCUGAAGACAUUUAGUAGAAAACAUUAUGGGUGAAUUGUGUCAAGGCUUGACUAAAUUACUUGAUUAGCUGGAAGUUAUUUCUCCACCCCCUCUGUCUCCCUAGGAAAGGUGACUUUUAGCAAGCACCUGGCUUAUGAAAAUAUUUCCUGGCUUUCUAUACUUAUCGGUAGAGCAUUAGAAUGUUUGCAGGUCAUUUGAAGUUACCCGUAAAAUUAUACUUUGCAGCCUAAAGGAAACUGCUUUCUUUUUUAAUUGUCCUACUGUUAGUAUUCCCUGGCAUUACUUUAUAAAUAUCUUCUGCCUUUUUAUUUUCCCACAUAAAUACAGAUAUUAUUUCACUUGUAACAUUUUCUUCCAGUGUUUGUCUGUGGCCUCUCUUUUGCUGGCUGGUGGAAGGUUGGAUUUACACCCCUACAACCCCACUGAGAUAUAAGAUGAUUUCUCUACCUUAUUGCAGUAGAUAAUCAGAAAGAACCAAGAAGAGUUGAAUAAUAAUGCCCAUGCUACUUCUACAAUAGUUUCCAUGUAUUUAGCUCUAGUUAUUAUCAAAAGGUUUUUUUAAAGUCCAGUUUUGCCUUGUGUCCAUAUUUUUAUUAGCAUAGAAAAGUUGAUGUUAAGAUAUAUAUAUAUAAAAGUCCUACUAGAGGGCAAGAGAUUUGCCAUAGGAAAUAAGCAAAACUGAUAUUCAGUACUAUUAUAUUUAGCACUAUUCUAACAUUAAAUUUAAAAAUAUUGUUAAUCAUUUUAUGUUGUGUGCACAGAUAUUUGUUAGUGCUUAUAUCAUGGCCGGCAUUAUGAAUCAAUAGCAACAUUUUUUUUAUGAAUGAAAGGAAUCAGAAUAUUAUGAUUUUUAAAUCUGUAGUCAGGCAGCACCCAAAAUAAAAUUCCUGGCUGACAUUUAAAUACUUUUCCUGGAUCUCAGAUCUUGAAGUAUAUUGUUCAGUCUUGUAUAAAAGAGAAUUUGCAUCUUGGUGCAAAUUUGUCUCUUUGUGUUAAUCCAUAUUUAAGGCAUAUUGGUAAAUUAUAAUAAUGAGAUUCUGAAUUAAUAAAAAUUAUGAUGAGGGCUUUUGAGUGACAAGUUCACAAAUGUGAGGGGAGGUGGAAAGACCUUUGGUCUUCAUUAGUGAGUCUUUCUUCUUUUCACCUCUGAAAAUGUGUGGAGAAUUUGCUAGAUUCCUCAGAAGGAAAGCAGGAGCACUGCUUUGAAACCAAAAAGGCAAAAAAUUUGAUUUGCCAAGAGCAAUAGAAAUACAUGGAUAAAAGGUUGACAAAAUUUGGGGAUGGUAAUAACUACCUUUGAAGCCAUCAGUUGUGAGGAAGUUGGGCUCCCUCAGAGGAAGAACAGCCUUAAUAAUGGACCAGAGAGUAGGCCUCAGGCAAGCCCAGGAGGACUGUGAGAAAUAGAGCAAGGGGGAGGGAGGGAUUCCUUGAAGGGCAUUUUAGACUGUUUGUGCUGCUGUAACAAAGUAACCAUAAACUGAGCGGCUUAUAAACAAUGUAAAUCUAUUUCUCACAGUUCUGGAUGCUGGGAAGUCCAAAAUGAAGGCGCUGGCAGUUUUGGUGUCUGGUGAGGGUCCACUUUCUCAUAGAUGGUGCCUUCUUGCUGUGGCCUCACAUGUUGGAAGAGGCGAGGCAGCUCUGUGGGGCAUCCUUUAUAAGGGCACGAAUCCCCUCCCCAAAGGCCUCACUCGCUAGUACUAUUACUUUGAAAGUUAGGAUUUCAACUUACGAAUUUUGGAGGGACACAAGCACUCGGACUAUAGCAAGGGGCUAUGGAGGUAACCUCAAUAGUGUUCUCAAUCUAGGAAAAUGAUCGCGUAGGGGCUGAGUUGAGCGUGAGUGGAUAGCAGUGGCAGUGACAGCCAGAGAGGAAGUGAAAUUCUUCCUGGGGAGGGAGCGGUGAGCCACAACAGCUGGGCCUGACAUUAGGGACCAUGCUAACGCAGAGGUCGUGACCCCAAGACCCGUAUUGGAGCGUUGUCUGGUCCACUAGUUCAGUGAGAGUGAAGAACUGGAAAAUUCCACUCAUAACUGGUAUUGGUGUCUUUUAUCAUCUACCUCACACUCAGGGUUUGAAGGGCUUAGUUGAACAGAUAUCUCUGAUAAGGUACCCAGCAUAGAGUAAGGCAGUCAAUAAAUAUUUGUUUGUUUUAGAGAUUGAGGUGACAGAAUGGAACUGUGGAAUGUGUGCCUAAUAAACUGUUAGCCAAAGCUUGUUUGUAAUUUAAUAUUAGGUACAAUCUGAUAUGAAAUCGGCCCUUCCUUUUGUAUGUUUCCCCACCCUUUAGGAAACCUGCUUUUAGAAUCAACAUCCAAAGUAGAGUCCCAGAGACAUAGAAAAAUUACCUUGUUAAUAUUAGGGUUCUCUGAUAACUGAUUUCUUUACUGCUUGCUUUUCAUGUCUCUAUCUUAUUUCUUUGUAGUUUUGUGCCAUUAAAUAAAAAACACCUUAGAAAUUAAGAGGUGGUUAUUUUGGAGGCAGCAAUAAUUCCAUAAUUAACGAUUGAACAGUUCACAAACAUCUGUUACAGCAAGCCUUUUGCUUGAACCCAGGGAUGCCAAGAUGGAAAAAAAAGCAACAUGGAUUGUUGCCCCAAGGAAUGGUGGAGACACAAGCGUGGGCAGAUCAUCACAGUACAGGAUGUGGUCAGGGCUGUGGGGAGGCUGUAGAAGCGAGGUUAUUCCAAUCCCCACAGAGAAAGGUACCGAGAUACGAAAUUGAGUAAUGACAGCUGGAAGACAGUUCAAACUGGACAGCCGGCGCUCAGAAUGCAAAGUAGCUACUGGUGUUUAAUUUCCAGGUGGCUCUACAGCUGGCCAAAGCAAGAGCAAGGUAGGGUCCUGGAGAAAGAACAGCAGGUCCAGGGUGUCACGUGAAUACAAGCCAUGGAGACAGGUGAUUGAAUGAAGUGGAUAUGCCAACUCAGUUUGCUGUGCUUUGACAUAAAACCUGAGGAUCCUGGAAUGUUGGUUCAAAGUUCCACUACAGAUACUGUCCUUCUGCUCUUGAAAGAUGAUCUCGACAUUAGGAUCACGGGUGGUUCCCUUUUGGCUACUUGUGGAGGCGUGCCUUCAACUGAGGAGGGAGAACUAUCUCUUGAGAGAGAUGUGGCAAGAUCAGAAACAAAGCGGAUCUCACUUCUACCCAGAAGCAGAGCUCUAAAACGAGAAAGGCCUACAUCUGGUGGCCAGUGAUGGCCUCCAGCUGUCGCUUUUAUGUUCCCUGUGUCUGGACCUCAGACAGAAUCGCAGAUAUGGCCAAUACACAAUGAACCAGGAAUGCACCACCAAAGUUACGGAGAAGCCUCCAUUUAAUCGAUCCAUUUCCCAGGAUUCUUUGGAUGAACUAACUAUGGAGGACUACUGGACAGAGAUAGAAAACAUCAAGAAAUCCAGUGAAAACAGGCAAGAAGAUCAAGAGGUGGUUGUUGUCAAAGAGCCUGAUGAAGGAGAAAUGGAAGAAGAGUGGCUUAAAGAGGCUGGUUUGUCGAAUCUCUUCGGAGAAUCUGCUGGUGAUUCCCAAGAAAGCAUGGUGUUUUUAUCAACACUGACCCGGACCCAGGCAGCAGCUGUUCAGAAACGAGUAGAGACAGUCUCUCAGACCUUGAGGAAAAAAAACAAACAACACCAGAUUCCUGACGUCAGAGACAUAUUUGCUCAACAGACAGAGUCAAAAGACAAAGCUCCAGAUGGCCCUGAAUCGCAAUCAGUCAGUACAAAUGAAAACAAAUACCAAGGAAGAGAUGACCAGGCCUCCAGCCUCAUGGUUGGUGAAGAAAAGCUGAUGGCACCUGAGGAUGCACCUGCCUCCGAAACAGACAUCAAUCUGGAGGUGUCAUUUGCUGAGCAAGCGGUCAGUCAGAAAGAGACCUCCAAGGAGAAGACUCAGAAGAACACAGACAACGAUACCUUGUCACCUAGUUUCAGAUUGCCAAAAGACAAAACAGGCACCACAAGGAUUGGUGACCUCGCGCCCCAGGACAUGAAGAAAGUUUGCCAUUUAGCCCUAAUUGAGUUGACUGCCCUCUACGAUGUGUUGGGUAUUGAACUGAAACAACAAAAAGCUGUGAAAAUCAAAAUGAAAGAUUCUGGUCUUUUUGGUGUUCCAUUGACAGUAUUGUUAGAACAAGAUCAGAGGAAAGUACCAGGAACUCGAAUACCCCUGAUCUUUCAAAAACUGAUUUCUCGAAUUGAAGAGGGAGGUUUGGGAACCGAAGGCCUCUUACGAAUACCUGGAGCUGCUAUGAGAAUCAAGAAUCUUUGCCAAGAACUAGAAGCAAAGUUUUAUGAAGGGACUUUUAAUUGGGAAAGUGUCAAACAGCACGACGCAGCCAGCCUGCUGAAGUUGUUCAUCCGGAACCUGCCCCAGCCAUUGCUCAGUGUGGAGUAUCUCAAAGCCUUCCAGGCUGUCCAGAAUCUUGCAACCAAGAAGCAACAACUACAGGCUUUGAACCUUCUUGUCAUCCUCCUACCUGAUGCAAACAGGGACACGCUGAAGGCCCUGCUUGAAUUUCUCCAAAGAGUAGUAGAUAAUAAAGAGAAGAAUAAAAUGAAUGUCAAGAACGUAGCCAUGGUCAUGGCCCCUAAUCUCUUUAUGUGUCAUGCAUUGGGUUUGAAGUCCAGUGAACAGCGAGAAUUUGUAAUGGCCACUGGAACAGCAAAUAUCAUACACUUGUUGAUUAGGUAUCAAAAACUUCUGUGGACAAUUCCCAAGUUUAUUGUCAACCAGGUGAGGAAGCAAAACACUGAAAAUCAUAGAAAGGAUAAAAAGGCCAUGAAGAAACUGCUGAAGAAAAUGGCUUAUGACCGAGAAAAAUAUGAAAAGCAAGAUAAGAAUACAAAUGAUGCUGACGUUCCUCAGGGAGUGAUUCGAGUGCAAGCUCCCCAUCUUUCGAAAGUUUCCAUGGCAAUACAGCUAACUGAAGAACUAAAAGCCAGUGAUGUACUUGCCAGGUUUCUCAGCCAAGAAAGGGAUGAUGUCCCGUCCUCUCCCAGAUGUGUACCUGAAGAUCUAGCCAGACUUCAGAUUGGGGUUGCCCAGACACUCAAGAAAGGGGAAGUUUUUUUGUAUGAAAUUGGAGGAAAUAUUGGGGAACGCUGCCUGGAUGACGACACUUACAUGAAGGACUUAUAUCAGCUCAAUCCAAAUGCUGAAUGGGUUAUAAAGUCAAAGCCAUCGUAGAAGGCUUAACAAGCUGCAGAUAACUACCGUGGGGACUUCUGUAAUACUUCUUGCUGAGUCAAGAGUGUAAAUAAAAGAAAUGGCAGUACUCUCCUUCAACUGUACCCAACUAUUAAAAAAUGACACUCUCAAGCCUUAAAAAGUCAUAGAUUUAUGCUGCUGCCAGAAUUUUGUUAAUUGUUAUUAAUAUUAUUAUAAAACAAAUAUUUCUGGAGUGGGAGGAAAGAGGCUUAACUUAUGUGCUAUUUUUAUAUUCUCUGUGAAAUGUGUCCAGAUAUGACAUAGUUUUUUUUUUUUUUUCAGUAUGAAAAUAUAUUCUCUUCCCACUCACUGUUUCCUCCUAAAAUCAUAUGUACUAUAAAUAUAUGCUUUCUCCCCUUUAUUACCUCCUCACCUCUGCCUUCCCCCAGUUAGGUUUGCUUUUUAACCAAAAAGAUAAAUACCAGAUCUGGCAAGUUGUGAAGAUAGCACAUAUUAAAACAUACCUAAUUUCAGAGUAUUCCUGUCACUGGAAUGUUAGUAUUCAUCUCUUUGAAUCAUUUGUUUAAAUAAUAACAUUCUGUUUCUUCCUGCUGUAUCACAUGAGGUGAUUUGCAUUUUUUUCAGUUCAUCUGACAUAUGUGCACAGAACUGUAUCCACAAUCAAGAAAAUAGGACUGUCAGAAGCUGCCAGUUACUACUGAACCAUUAAAUACUUAUAUACGAAGAAUAAAUAAAAUAUACCCAUGUGAAAUAACUGGAUUAUGGAUAAAAAGAGAGUGAAAGUUAAAUCACUUUGUGCAUGCUAUACUCUUCCAAACGGAAUUGAAAAAGUUAUCUCUGGCUUUACCUGUUGUCAUAUGAGAAUUAUAAAUAUGCAUGAUAGCAUAAUCCAGUAAUGGUUGAAGAAUGUAUUCUACUUAAAGAGGGUUUUUUUGUUUUUGUUUUUGUUUUUUUUUCUUUUUUACUCCUGAAUGAGUCUACUGGAAGAGUUAUUCUUCUGGGUAUGACACAGUCAUGUGAACAAGCUUUUCUUUGUGUACUUAUUUUAAAUAAUCAGAGUCAAUUUAUUAAGAUGUUGUGGAAAGUACUGUUCCCAGGGAUUUUAAUGCACACACCAUAUUGUGACAAGAGAUGAGCCUCCGUACUGUAAAUAAUAGAAGUAAGAGAGAAAUGUUAAAUAUUUUAUGAGUUUAGAGUGUAGUAAAUAAAAGGUGAUGUACGUGAAUGCUGCACAAACCAUGUUUAUGAUACUUUUAGUAGUACUUUAGGAAAAAUUACACAUUCUCAGAAGCUCUUGAUGUUAGUCUAAUUAGGAGAGAAAAUGCUGUUAAUGAGAAUAGUCAUAUAUUUUUAGCAUAUAGUUACAAGAGCAGCCUGUGGAUAUGAUCACUUAAAUAAUUUUGUGGUGAUUUGUGCCAUUGCUUUUUUAUUUAAAAAUAAAUUUUGUAAUUAAAUGCCUUUUUCAAAAUUAUCUUCUCUUGGAAUCAUUGCUUUUAAUCUUAUGUGUUCAUGAGUCUAUUUUUUCUUUUUCUUUUUUUCAUUAAUAUUUUUAGUUCACAAAUGGACUGUUUUUGUUGUUAAAAGUCAUUUCUAGUCUUUUAUUUCUUCUAUUGCUCUUGUAUUUUUAAAGUGGAAAUGCAUGUGGGAGUUAUAAACGUUCCUUCCCUAGUUUUUUCCUUAUGCAAGUUUCUAUUUGUUAGGACUUUCAAAACACAGUUUGUUGUUUCUGGUUUUGACAAUGUGUAUUAAUUUUGCAAUUAGCAAAAUGAUGCUUUAUUAAUGGUGUGAUGAAAACAUUAUAAAAGAAAAAUUAAGUGCUUAAAACAUUUUAGGAGUGUACAACUUCACAAAAGACAGCAGUGAAUAUGAUGAUUUAAAUAAAAAGUUUUCUAAAGCAUAUGUCAACUAAUUUCACCACACCUACUGCCUACCUGGAAGGGGGUGGGGAGACAUAAGAGGUUUUUGAUUAUGACCAAGUACCAGAUCUUGGUAAAGAAAAAUGAAAAUGUCAUUUUGAGUCCUUUUUAGAACUCAUGACUCAAGUUCAUUGACAUUGAAACAAUAUUGCAUUUAAAUACCAAAAAAAAAAAUCACUUCUAAAGAGGAAAGAAAAUUUGAUAGUGUAGAGCCUCGAAUAUAAAUGUCCUGGUAUUAAUCCAAAUGCUUUUGCUAUGAUUAUUUUUUUCUUGUGAAUUUUAAAUCUCAGGAUAGAUUUUUUAAAGUUUACUUUUGUGUGAGAGAAAAUAAAAACAAAUAUAUUUGCUCUGAGUCACAAACAUUUUAACUCAUAAGGCAGUUGCUGAUGAACAGUGAAAAGAGUUGGGAUUUAUAAAAGACUGGUUGCCCAGUUAACAUAUUUGUGAUGCUUCCUCUUUUCUGAAAGGGGUCAUUAUAAUUCUUUGCAUUUACCCAGUCUUUGCUUAAUGCUGCUGUACAAUUCAAUGUCAAUUCUUUGAGAAAAGCGGUUUAUUUUAUUGACUUCAUGGGAUUUUUCAUUGUUUGUUUUCCUAGUUUUCAUUAAACCGUUUGCAUUUUCUA
Messenger RNA from Microcebus murinus (gray mouse lemur), 9524 nucleotides. Lineage: Eukaryota; Metazoa; Chordata; Mammalia; Primates; Cheirogaleidae. The record is from RefSeq and is a predicted model, not a curated record.